Messenger RNA from Harpegnathos saltator (Jerdon's jumping ant), 5082 nucleotides. RefSeq lists its product as uncharacterized. The transcript has 2 exons. Gene Ontology annotation, biological process: DNA integration. Gene Ontology annotation, molecular function: nucleic acid binding. NCBI's taxonomy places the organism in Eukaryota, Metazoa, Arthropoda, Insecta, Hymenoptera, Formicidae. Bases 1 to 5082 code for a protein of 1693 amino acids. The record is from RefSeq and is a predicted model, not a curated record.
AUGUCUAAGGAGGAGGACAUUCUUGGGCUCAUCGAGCUGCAAUACGACCGGCAGCACCGCAUGGAGCGGCUGCUGGACAAUGCACGCAAGUCCGGUCAACUGAAGUCAGUUGGCGGGUUGACGUCUCGUUUGCAGGUUCUCGACACGUACUGGGCUCAGUUCCAGGAUGAUCAUCGCACGAUCCGAGCGUCUCGCCUCAAGACCGUGCGAGAGUCGGACUACGUGCGACAGGAUGCCUGUGGCACGGUACAGGAAGUCUACAUUGCGCAGCGCGCAGAAAUCCAAACCCUGCUCGAUGGGUUGAAGGUUCAGGAGGCUGAGUCGGCUGCUCACGCAGUCCCCGCGCAGGCAGUAGUGCCCGAGGCUUCGUUGCCUCGCAUUCCCAUUCCGAAGUUCGAAGGGAAGUUUGACGAAUGGCGCAAUUUUAAGGAUCUCUUCGAGUCCUUAAUAGUCGAUAACCCGUCGUUAGCAUCAGUUCACCGGAUGCAUUAUUUAAAACAGAGCGUGUCGGGAGAGCCUGAACGUCUGCUCCGGCACUACGGCGUCGCUACUGGCUCGUUUGAGCAAGCGUGGGAAGCGCUAUGUGCACGGUACGAUAACCGUCGUUUGCUUGUGGACCAGCAUCUCGACGCUUUCCGGGAUAUUGGCCCGAUGCGUCCGGAGAGCGUCUCCGAGGUUCGGAGGCUGUUGGAUCGAGCCAGCGAGCUGCGAGCCGCCUUGCGCCUUCUUGACCAGCCAGUGGAUGCUUGGGACGUGAUAUUGGUCAAUAUCCUCCGUUCCAAGCUGGACUCUGCAACGCGGCGGGCCUGGGAGAUGGCCACCGCGGACCGGCGCGAGCCAGUGAGCUGGGACCGACUGGCAGUCUUCCUGGACGAGCGUCGGGUGGCGCUCGAGGCGGUUGCCGUGGCUCCGUCCAUUGGGGACGGCCCCCGUGCCUCAUCGGCAUCCGAGCGGACUGGUCGACGAUCGCUACAUCUUCAUCGGCCCAAGCCGACCCGUUGCGCUGAGUGCGGUUCUGAGCAUGGACUCAGAGAGUGUUCGGCCUUUAAAGAUCGGCCGGUCUCUUCGCGACGGGCAAGGGUGCGCGCUCUCGGGUUGUGCUUCAACUGCCUCGAUCCGUCGCACCAGGCGGCCGCUUGCCCGUCUAAGGGUCGAUGUCGGGAGUGCGGAGAGCCGCACCAUUCACUUCUGCACUCCGCUCGGCAGUCUCCGGCCCCGGCGUCGGGGGAGGCGCCGGUCACGGCGCAUGCUGCGACGCGGAUGCCUGCGCAGCGAGUGCUUCUGGCCACAGCCAGGGUUUGUCUGAUGGCGUCCGAUGGCCGAUCCGCUGUGGUUCGAGCGCUCAUUGACCAGGGCUCUGAGGUGAGCCUGGUGUCCGAGGCGCUUGCGCAGCGGCUGCGAGCGUCUCGUCGAUCGGUGGAUGUUGGGCUGUCGGGCGUCUCAGAGGGGCCCCCUCAGCGGGUGCGGGCCAGCACGUCAUUGCGGCUCAGGGCAACUGCUGGCCUCCCGUUCUCCACCACGGUGGAGGCCCUCAUUCUACCGAGGCUUACGGCGUACCACCCCCCGCAGAGGGCUUGGCUGACGGGGAAGUGGUCGCAUUUGAGGAACCUCCGGUUGGCAGAUGAUCACGAUGAUGACGAGCGCAUCGAGGCGAUACUUGGAGCGGAGGUAUUCGCCGAGAUCGUGUUGACGGGGCUUCGCCGGGGCCCACUGGGAGCUCCCGUCGCGCAGCGUACCCGCUUGGGGUGGGUGCUGUUCGGGGCUCUCCCGUCUGCCGCCGGAGCGGGCGGCCCUCAUUGUCAUGUGGUGCAGUGUGCGUCGGACAACAUGGCGGAUCUCUUGCGGCGCUUCUGGGAGGUGGAGGAGAUUCCGGUUGCUUCCCCGCUCUCUGAGGAGGAGCGGGCUUGUGAAGAGUUUUUCGCGGCGUCCUUUCGACGUCGUGCGGACGGCCGCUAUCAGGUGCGGUUGCCUUUCAGAAGCCCUCCGACUGAGCUGUCUCUCGGCGACACUCGGCGGAUUGCCACUGCCUCGUUGCAUCGCUUGGAGCGGCGACUGCUUCGGCGGUCUUCCUUGGGCGGGGCCUAUCGCGACUUUCUUGUUGACUAUGAACGACAGGGGCAUAUGAUCCGCCUGCCGCUCAAUGUCGAGACCCCGCGGCCCUCUUACUUUAUUCCACAUCACCCGGUGAUUAAACAAGCCCCCGAGCUUAAGGUAAGAGUGGUGUUCAACGUCUCGCAGGCGUCCACCAAUGGCCGGUCAUUGAACGACUUGGUGCACGUGGGGCCGCGCUUACAGCGAGAACUGGGCGAGAUUCUACUUGCCUGGCGCAUGCAUCGAGUGGCCUUCUCUGCAGACAUCGAGCAAAUGUUUCGUCAAGUGCGGGUGGCUCCGGAGGAUCAACACCUCCAACAGAUUCUCUGGCGAGACAGCCAGACGCAGGCAAUAUCGGUGUACCGGUUGACCACGGUCACCUAUGGCAUGGCGUGCGCUCCUUAUCUGGCCAUCCGCACGCUGCACCAGCUGGCGCUGGAUGAGCGGGAACGUUAUCCCCGGGCAGCAGACUUACUUUGUCGACAAACCUACGUCGACGAUAUUCUUGCGGGGGCAGAUGACCUUGGGGAGGCACGCCAUCGACAGCGUGAGCUGGGCAGCUUGCUCAUGGCGGGCGGGUUCCGACUCAGGAAGUGGGCGGCCUCACAUCCGGAACUCUUGUCCGGUAUCCCGGAGGGGGACCGCGAGCCUUUGGUGCCUCUGCCGGACCCUGGGGCCGUGGGGGCAUCUGUGCUGGGGGUCGGUUGGAUUCCGGUCGAAGAUGCAUUCUGCUUUUCGGUCAACCCCGGGGCUCAAUCAGCCAUCUCGAAGCGUGGCAUCUUGUCAGUCGUUGCGCGAUUAUACGACCCCCUGGGCUGGUUGGGGCCUAUGGUAGUACUGGCGAAGAUCCUCCUUCAGGACUUGUGCACCGGGCUCGCGGAGGUUUCCGCGAUCCGAGUUCCUCGCUGGACCGGAUGGUCGCCUGAAGUGGAGAUCCAGCUUCACGGCUUCUCGGACGCCUCGGAGCGGGCGUACGCCGCCGUCAUCUACUUACGAGCUCGACGGUCUGAUGGGACCACCCGUGUCGCUCUAUUGGCGUCCAAGACCAGGGUCGCCCCACUAAAGCGGGUAUCGUUGCCCCGCCUGGAGCUGUGCGGUGCGCAGCUGCUCUCGCGCCUCAUGAAGGCCAUUGUGGAGGCGCUCGGUUCUGCCGAGGCCUCCCUGGUUUGUUGGACCGACUCCUCUGUCACGCUCCAUUGGAUAACAGGGCAUCCAUCUCGAUGGACCACCUUUGUCGCCAAUCGCGUCUCGUACAUUCACGAGAGCCUUCCGCGGGCCUCGUGGCGGCAUGUCCCGUCCGGCGACAAUCCCGCGGAUUGCGCCUCCCGGGGUUUGUUGGCCGGCGGGCUACGAGAACACGCCCUUUGGUGGCGUGGCCCCUUUUGGCUUGUCGAGGACCCGGCGGGCUGGCCGGGUCUAACUUGUGUCGCGGUCGACCGAAGCAUUAGCGAGGAACGGCGCAUGGUUCACGUGGUGGCCGUGAACCCGGAGGACUGGUCCGGUGUCCUCCGAGCAUGCUCCUUCCGCAAGGCCAUCCGCGUGAUGGCCUAUGUACGACGAUUCCUGCGAGUCCCACGGAUCAGUGGACCCUUAACGGCGGACGAGCUGAGUGAAGCUCGACUGCGCCUGCUGCGGGUUACGCAGCACCGCUUCUUCGCGGAGGAGUUGGGCCGUCUGAAGCGGGGGGGAGCAUUAAUGGUGAGAUCGGCAUUGCGGCCACUCAACCCCAUGAUGGACGAGCGGGACCUCUUGCGGGUGGGGGGCCGCCUGCAAUUCUCAGCGUUACCGAUCGAUGCACGGCAGCCAGUCCUGCUACCGCGACGCUCUCGGCUCGCGACUCUUGUUGUGCGAGAUGCGCACGAACGCACGCUGCACGGGGGAGUGCAGCUUACGUUGCUCACCGUGAGGCGCGAAUUCUGGAUUCCAGCUGGGCGCUCUUUCGUGCGCCAGGUGAUACGGGGCUGUGUGCGCUGCACACGCCAUAAGGGCACCCCGAUCACCCCGUUCAUGGCUCCGCUGCCUCGCGAUCGGGUGUUGCCUCAUCCACCGUUUUCUGCCACCGGGGUGGAUUAUGCUGGACCAGUCGCGGUGCGUCCGUCUCGAGGACGCGGACGUACCACCUCCAAGGGAUAUAUUGCUGUCUUCGUCUGCUUCAGCACGCGCGCUGUCCACUUGGAGGUGGUCAGUGACUAUUCGGCCCCGACCUUCUUAGCGGCCUUUCAUCGUUUCGCGGCCCGGCGGGGCCUGCCGGUUACCGUAUACAGCGAUAGGGGGACCACAUUUGUGGGUGCGGACCGCGAGCUGCGAGGGCAGUUUGAGGUGGUCAUGGCGUUGGGGGAACCGGUCGCGGCCUCCUUGAAUAACCAGGGCACCACCUGGAAGUUCAUGCCUCCUUCAGCUCCGCAUUUCGGCGGACUGUGGGAGGCGGGAGUGCGGUCCGUCAAAUACCACCUGCGACGGGUAAUAGGAGAGCAGGCACUGACCUUUGAGGAGUUCGCCACUCUUCUAGCUCGCAUUGAGGCCUGUCUCAACUCCAGGCCAUUGUGUCCGUUGACGGACGACCCACAGGACUUGGAGGCCCUGACACCUGGACACUUCCUGAUUGGGCGCCCGCUGUUGUGUCCGCCUGAGCGAUCCCUCGGGGACGUUCAGGUCGCGAGGUUGAGUCGCUGGCAGCUGCUCCAACAUAUGACGGAGCAUUUUUGGGAGCGAUGGUCUAGAGAAUAUCUAGCCCAGCUCCAGGUCCGGGGCAAGUGGCUCAUCGCUUCUCGUCCGUUGGACAUCGGCGACCUCGUGCUCUUGGCGGAUAGCCGAUUUCCUCCUACUCGGUGGCCUCUCGGCCGCAUCACCGGCUUGCUGCCUGGCCCGGAUGGGCACGUCCGCGUGGCGCAGGUGCGCACAGCGGACGCGACCUUGACCCGGCCACUGGUCAAGCUGGUGAGGCUCCCUGUGGAUCCGAAGGAGGCUCAUCCCAAUCAACCUUCAACAUGA